GUACCACAUAAUCUGUAUGGUGACCAGUUACUGAUGAUUUACAUGACAAAAGCUGCUUGGUAACUUUUGGGGGGUGUUCUGAUGACACCGCCAACUUGUUGUCCCCCUUUUAUCAAGGUAGGACAUUUUUGUAUCCAUGUCUAUACAAUAGAGAAUUUAAGAAUAUCUACAUAAGAAGGAGAACCUGAUGGAUUCCCGAGCCAGUGAAAUCCCUACCACCGGUAGUGAUGACGCCACCAGCCUGUACAACGAACCUGACCAGCUGAUGCGAGUUGUGGAGUGUCUGACUUCCCAGCGCAGACACGUGCCACUAUGGUACCUGUACGAUACACGUGGGUCGGAGCUAUGCGAGGAGAUGAUACAAACAUCAAAGAGCUACAAACUUUGGCACCACGAAUAUAACAUACUUCGGAGCCACGCAGACGACAUCGCCAGCAAAGUCUCAUUCCCAGCCGUUCUUAUUGACCUCGGCAGUGCUGCUUCCUCCAAGACUCGGCUGAUCAUAGAGGCUCUACUGAAGCGGCACGGGAAGUUCACGUUUGUGCCAGUGGACACGGCAAAGGAAUUUAUUGAGACCUGUGGUCGGCAGCUGCAGAGAGACUAUGCCGGCCUAACUGUGGAACCCUUUGGUGGGAUGUUCAUGGACGGUGUACGACACUCUGCCGCCAGAACUGGUGCCAAGUUACUGCUGUUCCUGGGCUCCAGCAUUGGUGAUGUCUCUAUCUAUGAGCAGCUGAAGAUGCUUCAGGACAUCCGGGCACAGCUUAGUGAACAGGACAGAUUCGUGUGUGGGGUCGACAUGAACACAGACCGAGAAACUUUGUCUGAGGCUUACGGCGAGCAGUGGAUUCCAAUAUGGCGAGACAACCUGAUCUCACGUCUUAAUAAGGACUUUGGGGGAGAUAUGAACCAUGAGAUGUUCAAGUACAACUUCGAAUUUGUGGAGAACCCUGCAGAUGGGGACACACCAAGUUAUGUUCAGUUGUCCCUCAGCAGCUCCGGCAAACAACGGGUGCACUUUGGAAAACUUGGCCUCGACGUUGACUUUCAAGAUGGCGAAAGAAUCUAUUUCUACGACGGACCGAACACCAGCUGCAAGUGGAACCUGAAGCAGCUGCGCCGCUUAGCGGAGAGGAGCGGCUUUGCAGUAGAUGCGUGCUGGGCAAAUGAUGAGGGUAAUUAUUGUGUCAUCUGCUUGGCACCUGCAGACGUCAGAAGACUGUCUGUUUAACUUUCUCAGGAGAAUUAAAACUGUAUUUGUGCUGCAGACAUGAAGCUAGGAAAGAUAGAUGCAAGUCUAGAUUUAACUAUCACGGACUGUGCCAGAACAUACUCUGUUUUUAUGUAAAAGUUUCUUCAUCUUGUAUUAGGCCACACUGACUUGAUGACAUCAUUUGGAUACAUCAAAAUUGAUGUGGACACAAAAAGAAGAAAGAGUGAUGGCAAAGGUUAUAAAAUAUCUGACCACCCAGAACAGUUUAUCAUGAUAAACAAUAAAUCCUGUAUCAUUGUUCUUGAAUCUAGAUGAAAGUUGCGGGUAUGAUCAUAUGUUUUUCCAUCCAGAAUAAACUACAUAAGCCAACGUACGCUACGAUUCAAACCAAGCAAAAGUUAUACACGCCCUUGAUGAUGAACACCAUCCACACACAAACACAUCUGCCCUUGAUGAUGAACACCAUCCACACACAAACACAUCUGUCCUUGGUGCUGAAG
This is a messenger RNA of Branchiostoma belcheri (Belcher's lancelet), 1713 nucleotides long. Its product is annotated as histidine N-alpha-methyltransferase-like. Gene Ontology annotation, molecular function: methyltransferase activity. The record is from RefSeq and is a predicted model, not a curated record. The transcript has 6 exons. The coding region runs from base 188 to 1231 and encodes 347 amino acids. NCBI's taxonomy places the organism in Eukaryota, Metazoa, Chordata, Leptocardii, Amphioxiformes, Branchiostomatidae.